AUGGAAUCCUACAAGGAGCUCACUUGCGAGUUCUUAGCUUCAAUGAGGUACCACAUGUACGAUGAGGAAGAUAGAGCUGAUUUGGACCAAGGAUUGGGAUGGAUCACGUUCUUGGCUAAGGGAGAGAAGAGAAUGGUGACCUUUAGGCAGUUGGAGAUCUUGUUUGGGUUCAACUAUGGAGAAGGGUACCAAGUGGAACUUCAAGGAAAGGAACUCCAAAGGGUUUGGGCUACAAUCGCUGAUGGAGUGUACUCUUCCUCAAGGUCCAAGGCAGCUCAAAUCAGGAGCCCAGUGUUGAGGUAUGUGCACAAGGCACUUGCCAACACCUUCUUUGCAAGGAAGGCGACCGGGACCAUUAACGAGGGGGAACUCAAGUUUCUUGACAUGGGAAUCAAGCCCAUUCUCUCACGCACAAGCGAUGGCAAGAGGAUCAGGGGAGAUAGAUCAACACAGGAAACUUGA
Messenger RNA from Microthlaspi erraticum, 462 nucleotides. The record is from the annotation of a GenBank genome assembly. Lineage: Eukaryota; Viridiplantae; Streptophyta; Magnoliopsida; Brassicales; Brassicaceae.